GAAAUGUCUGAGUGUGACACUCUUAGCAAGACACUUACCAUCUCUGCUGUUAAUGUCUCAUUAAGAAGUUUAUUUAAAAUGAGUGAAGUCCUGCAAUACAAAGUACAUCCAGAGGAUCCAUCAAAGACUAUACUGCAUCAGCAUACUGUAAUGAGUGUUCAUGGUGUUCCAUUGCUAGGAGGAUUAUUAGAAACUAUGAUACUCAAUUCUUAUGAGUCUGUUAUAUCAAAGGGAAGAUUGGCGGUAGAAGACAAAGCAAAACAGAUAAAAAAUGAACUGUAA
Messenger RNA from Amphimedon queenslandica, 282 nucleotides. RefSeq names its product PRELI domain containing protein 3B-like. NCBI's taxonomy places the organism in Eukaryota, Metazoa, Porifera, Demospongiae, Haplosclerida, Niphatidae. The transcript is spliced from 4 exons. Bases 4 to 282 code for a protein of 92 amino acids. Gene Ontology annotation, cellular component: mitochondrial intermembrane space. The record is from RefSeq and is a predicted model, not a curated record.